Perca flavescens (yellow perch) is the source of this 5278-nucleotide messenger RNA. It is a transcript of the gene vars2, whose product is annotated as valyl-tRNA synthetase 2, mitochondrial. The transcript is spliced from 31 exons. Gene Ontology annotation, cellular component: cytosol. The record is from RefSeq and is a predicted model, not a curated record. Gene Ontology annotation, biological process: valyl-tRNA aminoacylation. Gene Ontology annotation, molecular function: aminoacyl-tRNA deacylase activity; valine-tRNA ligase activity; ATP binding. Lineage: Eukaryota; Metazoa; Chordata; Actinopteri; Perciformes; Percidae. The coding region runs from base 1211 to 4459 and encodes 1082 amino acids.
AGCCAGAGGAGCUAACGUCACUGUCAAUGCAUGACGUUACAUGACAGCAUUUCGCACAUAACCAAGACAUACGGUUGCUGUAAUGUCAAAAGUACUUGUAUUGCCAUUUUAGAGGAGAUUAACGCAAUUAAAAUAACCCAUUAGGCCUCGUCGUGUAGCUUCACAAGGCUGGGCUGAGAGCCGAGGUAAGCUAGCUAUGGUUUCAGGCUGACUUGUGAACGCGGUACACCGGCAGAGCGAGCUCAAUCCUGCUGGAAACCAUGCACCGAGCGGUUUGUAACGUGACUCUGCAGUAACGGUUGCUAGCAAACCGUGUUCACGGCCAGCCUGCUUACCUGCUGGGGCGGUGGCGGUGUGCUAGUCUGAACAGUCUCCGUUAUCGUCUCACUUGAAGUCCCGGGAACCUCCGCCAUCCCUGGAGCUGUUUUGCUAACGCGACCGUUAGCUAGCUUUAGGAUAUAAAGAACCGGAAUCCACCGUCAGUUGAGAGCUAGUGUGUGUAUAAUAUAACAAUAUGAUCGCUACAACGGCGACCCUGGUUCUUUAAAUCACACCCUGUAUUCAGACUGAAUCUUGUUGACCUGAAACUGUCGAGGCGUUGAACACUAUGGGGAGAUGUGGCUAACACAAAGUCAAGCUGAAAAGUUGGUCACACUCAAAACGGAAGUGUAACGUUUUUAUGGCAGAAAGAUUAUUUCAGCUAACGUUAUGUAAAUCAUGUCGCACAAACAAAAAUACCGCCAAACCGCUGUUUUGUGUUGCUUCAUAACAUUAUGUAUGCAGUGAAACAGCAUUCAGGACAUUUAUAUUGCAUUUUUGGUUAUAUUAUUUCCAUAUGUUGUUUUAUUUUGAAAUGUAGGCAGGAUGCUUCGUUUCUUUCUUUUUUUGCUUAUCGUGACAGUUUAGCAGCCAGCUUAGUGUUGUGGGGAAGAUAUUUCCAGACGGACAGCGGUUAUUUCCGCUUGUCCGUGAAGUUGUAACAGUCCGUCAACAAACAUUAUCCACAUGCCGAGAAUAAAACAAGGACAACUAUUAUAACAGAGUAAUAUGAAAUGACAAUUAUUCUGAGAGAUUACAGUGAUGUAACGUUAGUGUUUACAUACAAUGACAAACGGUAUAGAAUGUACUUUGUCGCUCGGAUUUACAAUGAAGAAGUGGCUAAGUUAAAAGGUCGUGGCUGGCAUUCUGAGCACUGCAUUGAAGGCACAGGAUGUGGAGGGCAGGUCGUGUCCUGAGUUGGAGGCUGCCAGGAGAAGGAGCAGCUAGACUUUGUUUCGGCUUCCCACCCAAACCUUCCUCCUCCUCUCAGUCCAACUCCUCUCCCCGGCCCAAAGCAGAGAAACUGCGGCGUAGACGAGAGCGGGAGGAGGCCAUACUGUCAAGUCAACACCGUACUGCUGAAGAUAAAGCUGUGAAAUGGAGCGAGAAGCAGAAGAUUGUGUACACUACUCCAACCCCUGCUGGGACAAAGAAAGACACCAGUUUGCUGUUCCCUUCCUCGUAUAGUCCAGAGUAUGUGGAGUCCAGCUGGUAUCAGUGGUGGGAGAAAGAGGGAUUCUUCCGUCCAGAGCAACAUGAGAGAUUACCUCACUCUGUGGAGCAGACCUUCUCCCUGUGUAUCCCUCCGCCCAACGUGACGGGCACUUUGCACCUGGGCCACGCUCUCACUGUGGCUGUGGAAGACGUGCUGGUUCGGAGGAGAAGGAUGCAGGGCUACCGAGUGCUGUGGCUGCCUGGAUGUGACCAUGCAGGGAUUGCAACACAGACGGUGGUGGAGCGGAGGCUGCUGAAAGAAGGAGGGAUGCACAGACAGGACUUCACCAGGCAGGAGUUUCUACGUGAGGUGUGGAAAUGGAAGAAUGAGAGAGGGGAGGAGAUCUACCAGCAGCUGAGGGCGCUGGGAGCCUCUCUGGACUGGAGCCGAGCCUGUUUCACCAUGGAUCCAGGCUUCAGCAGGGCGGUGACGGAGGCCUUUGUGAGGCUGUGUGACUCGGGUCUGAUUUAUCGCUCGGAGGCGUUGGUCAACUGGAGCUGUGCUCUGGAAUCUGCCAUCUCUGACAUCGAGGUUGACUCAAAGGAGCUGUCUGGGCAGACCAUGUUGUCUGUUCCUGGUUAUGAAAACAAGGUGGAGUUUGGAACCAUGCUUACCUUUGCAUACCCUAUAGAAGGCCACGAUGGCGAGGUGGCAGUGUCCACCACCCGUCCUGAGACUAUGCUGGGAGAUGUGGCUGUAGCUGUCCACCCUGAUGACCCUCGCUAUCAGGCUGUUCAUGGGAAGCAGUGCAGACACCCCUUCACCGACAGACUCCUGCCCAUCAUCGCUGACUCCAUGGUGGACAUGGAGCUAGGAACUGGUGCAGUGAAGGUGACCCCCGCUCAUGACCACACUGACUUCCUGCUGUCACAGAGACACUCACUGCCACGCCUUACUGUGAUUGGAGGAGACGGGACCAUGACGCCCUCCUGUGGACAGUGGCUGCAGGGAGUGAAGCGUUUUGAUGCCAGACAGCUCGUUGUGGAUGCUCUGGUUGAGAAGAAGCUGUUCAGAGGAAAGAAGGAUCACGCCAUGACUUUACCCGUCUGCAGCCGCUCAGGAGACAUCAUUGAGCCCCUUCUGAAGAAGCAGUGGUUCCUUCGCUGUGAUGAAAUGGCUAAAAAAGCUAUACAGGCUGUGGAGGACGGACAGCUGGAAAUCAUCCCUCACUACUACACCAAGACGUGGAAGAACUGGCUGUCCAACAUCAGUGAUUGGUGCAUUUCCAGGCAACUUUGGUGGGGUCAUCAGAUCCCUGCGUACCGAGUGGAGCUUCCUAAUUCCGCUGACAAACAAGAGGAGCACUGGGUAUGGGGACAAAGCGAGGACGAGGCCCGACAAAGAGCUGCUGUCAGAUUUCGAGUGAAGCCAGAAUACAUCACUUUGACCCAGGACCCCGAUGUGCUGGAUACGUGGUUCUCCUCCGGGCUGUUUCCCUUCGCCAUGCUGGGCUGGCCGGAGCAGACCACUGACCUUCAGCGCUUCUACCCCAAUUCCAUUCUGGAGACGGGCAGUGACCUCAUCUUCUUCUGGGUGGCGAGGAUGGUGAUGCUGGGCACGGAGCUGACUGGACAGCUGCCCUUUAAACAGGUCCUCCUUCACUCUCUGGUGAGAGAUAAACAUGGCAGGAAAAUGAGUAAAUCUCUGGGGAAUGUCAUCGACCCAUUAGAUGUUAUACAUGGAGUCUCUCUGGAGAGACUCCAAGAGAAAGUGAAGGAGGGUAACCUGGACCCUAGGGAGCAGCUGGUUGCCAUGGAAGCGCAGAGGAAGGACUUCCCCACAGGGAUCCCUCAGUGUGGGACUGAUGCUCUGAGAUUUGCCCUUUGCUCUCACAAGAUGCAGGGAGAAGACAUCAGUCUGUCCAUCUCUCAGGUCCUGAGCUGUAGACACUUCUGUAACAAGAUGUGGCAGGCACUGAGAUUCACACUGGGAGUCCUGGGUGCUAAUACAACCCCAGUGGCAACACUGGAAGAGACGUGUGCAGUGAGCAGCAUGGAGCGCUGGAUCUGCUCCAGACUCUACAGCACUGUGGUUCAGUGUGAGCAGGCCUUCGAGGCCUACGAGCUGCACACUGUCACAUCUGCGCUGUACUCUUUCUGGGUCCACAGCCUGUGUGACGUCUACAUGGAGUGUGUGAAGCCGGUGUUGGUCCAGCGGCAGGAUGGGGGGGCCGUGGUACAGACGGACACAGAGCCCAGUGUCCAAGCCAGGCAGGUGGCCAGUAGUGUCCUCUACCAUUGUGUGUCCAUGUCUCUGGCCCUGCUCUCCCCCUUCAUGCCUUUCAUCACUGAGGAGCUGUGGCAGAGACUCCAGCCACGCGGACCUGGAGCCGAUGCCCCCCCGAGCGCUCUGUGUUUACAGCCAUACCCCUGCUCCUCUCAGCUGGCACACUGGCAUUUCCCUGAAGAGGAAAGAGAUUUCCUGUUGGUGCAGGAAGUGAUCCGAGUGGCCCGCUCACUACGAUCCCAGUGUCGCAUGACCAAAGAAAAACCUGCCAUGUGGGCAGUGUGUUCACCCGGCCAGGCCCAGAUCCUGCUGCACUUUGACUCAGCUGUUAGAACUUUAAGCCGGAUCUCCAGCCUCCAUAUCCACUGUCCUCAGAGAGCAGACCCCUUCUCUGUGCACUCCACUCCUCCACCCGAAGGAAGCCUCAUCGGUGUGGUGGACCACACAUGUCAGCUACACCUUCACAUUCAGAGUGGAAUGAACAUUGAAAACCAGAUGGUGCAGCUCUCCCAGCGCAGAGACAAGCUGGUUCCAAAGCUGGAGAAGAUCCUGUGCAGAGUGGAGUCCCCAGACUACCUGACCAAGGUUCCUGCUCAUGUCAGGCAGCAGAUGGACACUAAGAUGUCGGCCCUGAAGCAGGAGCUGCAGAGCGUGGAGGAGCAGCUGAAGAUCCUGCAGGAGAUUCAAACAUCACCAUAACUCCAGCCAACCGUGUGGACUAUCUGUCCAAUCUGAGUUUUCUGUUGCACGACUAAAACAACUUUUGAACGUACACACGUUCCACCAAAACAAGUUCCUUCCCGACGCUAUUUUGCAGAGACACCGUUGCUCUGCUCAGUGUCCAGCACCACCCAUGACAAUUGUGAUUGGUUUAAAGAAAUGCCAAUAAACCAGAGCACGUUUUUCUCCCAUCCCAGAAUGCUGUCUGGCUAUGCGAGACUAAACUUGAUGAAUUAUUUAUAAUGUUGUCUGAGCUGGUGAUCUCUACACUGCUUUAAUGAAGGACACAGCAUAGUAUCAUUAUUAUGUUGUUCACAUAAUGCAGUAUCUCACGGUCAAACUGUGAUACUGCAGUACUGUACUGCAUAACUAACAACUCACCUGCAGAUGGAGUUGUGGCAGGCUGCAGGUAUCCAUGGAACGCUUCUGUUUUGUUAAUGCACACAUGGCAUGAUGGAAGUUAGAAGCAGUUUAUCGGCUGCUGCAGCAAGUAUUUGUGUCACAAAAUGGCUUUUCUUUUUCUAAAUUAAUGUAUCUUUUCCUAAACUUGACCUAAUGUGUUUCCUUAUUUGGAAUGUCAGAAUUGUGAUACCUGGAGGAAUCAGUCCAGCAGAUUGGGUUAAAAUUGCUGUAAAUACAAGUCUAGUUAUAUGGAAAACUUCACAUCAAUCUGGUGGGGAUUACAAGCUAUGUUGUGGACUGGACUCAACAUGGCACCAAAUCCAUCAAUGCUGGUGAUGUAAGAUAGUAGAAAAGAGAUUCACCUGUCAUAUACAAAUGAAUAAAGAGGGAGAGAGA